ACCCCGGAGGCGGGGCCGUCGCCUUCCUUCAGGACUCGGGAUCGAUCUGGAGCUCCGGGAAUUUCCCUGGCGCGGCCGCUCUGGACUUUCCAGUCUCAACCUUGUAUAAAAAGGGUUCGCCGAUCUGGGGAAGCCACAGAGCUCGGGUCGCAGUCACCUCCCCGCCAGCUCUCCCGCUUCUCGCACAGCCUCCCGACCCGUCUGCUGAGCCCCAUGGCCCUCGCCGCGCUCUCCGCAGCUCCCAGCAAUCCUCGGCUCCUGGGGGUGGCGCUGCUGCUCCUGCUCCUGGUGGCCUCUGGACAGCGCGCAGCAGGAGCGCCCGUGGCCGCUGAACUGCGCUGCCAGUGCUUGCAGACCCUGCAGGGAAUUCACCCCAAGAACAUCCAAAGUGUGACUGUGAAGGCCCCAGGACCCCACUGCGCUGAAACCGAAGUCAUAGCCACACUCAAGAAUGGGCAGAAAGCUUGUCUCAACCCCGCAUCCCCCAUGGUUCAGAAAAUCAUCCAAAAGAUACUGAACAAUUCAGGAACCCGCGACUGCUCACAGCGCUCUGUGACCACUAUGAGCCUGCUGCCCAGCCACGCGGCCCCGGUCCUGGGUCCUUUGGGCUCCUUGUGCACGCUGCUCGCGCUGCUGCUGCUGUUGACGCCGCCAGGGCCCCUCAGCACGGGUGGUCCUGUCGCUGCUGCGUUGAGAGAGCUGCGUUGCAGUUGUUUACAGACCACGCAGAGAGUUCAACCCCAAAUGAUCAGUAAUCUGCAGGUGUUCCCCAUAGGCCCGCAGUGCUCCCAGGUGGAAGUGGUAGCCUCCCUGAGGAACGGGACGGAAGUUUGUCUGGAUCCACAAGCCCCUUUUCUAAAGAAAGUCAUCCAGAAACUUUUGGACGGUGAAAACCAGGACAACUGAGGAAGAGAAAUGAGUAGGCAUGGAAACGUUUCCCAGUCUUCAGCAGAGCAGUUUUCUGGAGGUCUCUGGACCCAGGGAAGACAAGAAGGAAGGAUUUUGUUGUUGUUUGUUGAUUUAUUUGUUUUUCUAGUAGUUAGCUUUCUUCCUGGAUUCCUCACUUUGAAGAGUGUGAGGAAAACCUAUGUUUGCCCCUUAAGCUUUCAGCUCAGCUAAUAAAAUGUUUAGCAUAGUACCUCUGCUAUUUGCUGUUAUUUUAUCUGCUAUGCUAUUGAAGAUUUUGGCAAUUGACUAUACUGUGAGCCAAGAAUCACUGGUUAUUAAUCUUUCAAAGUGUCUUGAAUUGAAGGUGACUAUUAUAUCUCCAAGAAAUAUUCCUUAAGGUAUUAACUGAGAAGGCUGUGGAUUUAAUAUGGAAAUGAUGUUUCAUAAGAAUUCUGUCGAUGGAGAUACACUAUUAUCUUCACCUUUUUAAGAAAUAGGAAAUAUUUUCAUGUUUCUUGGGGAGUAUGUCAGAGAAUUUCCUUACUCUUGAUCCUGGGAUACGAUGAAAUUAUUUUGUUUUAGAAAGCUGAGUGUAUCGCACCUUAUCUAUGUAGAAUAUAUUUCCUUUUUCAGAAUUUCUAAAAGUUUAUGUUCUAUGAGGGCUAAUAUCUUCCUAUGAUUUUAGACAUUCUUUAU
Piliocolobus tephrosceles (Ugandan red Colobus) is the source of this 1584-nucleotide messenger RNA. RefSeq names its product C-X-C motif chemokine 3-like. The transcript has 7 exons. Gene Ontology annotation, molecular function: chemokine activity. The record is from RefSeq and is a predicted model, not a curated record. Gene Ontology annotation, biological process: immune response; defense response; chemotaxis. NCBI's taxonomy places the organism in Eukaryota, Metazoa, Chordata, Mammalia, Primates, Cercopithecidae. Gene Ontology annotation, cellular component: extracellular region. Bases 214 to 906 code for a protein of 230 amino acids.